AUGACGACACAGACGGGAAGGGCUCGCUUUGAGGCCGGCAACGUUACUUUCAUCGUCCAGCACGAACUGUGGGACGGCAACAUCCAGGACCACUCCGACCAGGGCGUGGUCAUAUUGGUCGAAGUCGGCGGCGAGACCGCGCUCCGCUUCAACUGCUUCGACAUCGAGAAGAGCUACGCCUACGCCCCCGAUGGCAAGAACGUCCAGUACCGCAUGGACCAGACGGUCGACGGCAACCCCAUCGGCUGGUCGGUGAAGACCAUCAAGAAUAGUCUGGGCGCGAUGCUGACCACCGCCGGAUACGGCGACGCCGUCGGCGCCCUGGAUAUGUCUGCCGUCUCGGCGGCGCUGGAAGAUGUGGACAGCACGGCGCGGAUCAAGUUCGCCGGCGAGCGCAACACGGUCAAGCACAACCGCGGCACCGACAUCAUCGAAGCCGGUAACAUCCGCUUCGGUCUGGAGAUGCGGCGGCAGGCCUCGGGCGACGGUGGCCUGGCCAUUCACGUCCUCAGCGACCUCGCGGGCAACACGGGGCGGGUGUUCACCGAAGAGACCGAACUGCUGGCGUUCGACUGCUUCCGGGACGACCCGCACUACCACUACGGCCCUCGCAACAAGAACCACCGGAUCUUCUGGGACAAGACCCUGGUUCCCGACCCGCUGGGGUGGUGCCUCGACCAGUUCAAGACCGGCAAGCUCAAGGCCAUGCUGGAACGCGCCGGCUAUCCCGGUGUCGCCGCCGACCUGGACGAAGAUCUCCUCUCCUCGGUUAUCCCCCAAGUCGAGGCCCGGGGCCGUGAGAUGGAAUCCGGAGGCAUCCCGCCCGAGGUUACGCCCAACCUGGUAAGGUAA
Molecule: messenger RNA, 852 nt
Organism: Geodia barretti
Lineage: Eukaryota; Metazoa; Porifera; Demospongiae; Tetractinellida; Geodiidae
Source: the annotation of a GenBank genome assembly